Molecule: messenger RNA, 2655 nt
Organism: Trichoplusia ni (cabbage looper)
Lineage: Eukaryota; Metazoa; Arthropoda; Insecta; Lepidoptera; Noctuidae
Product: gastrula zinc finger protein XlCGF26.1-like
Exons: 1
Coding region: 128-931 (267 amino acids)
Biological process (GO): regulation of transcription by RNA polymerase II
Cellular component (GO): chromosome
Molecular function (GO): chromatin insulator sequence binding
Source: RefSeq, a predicted model, not a curated record
ACGUUGACAAAUGCACGGAACUAUAGACAGUAGACAAAUGUCACUUUAAAAGUUGUUUUCUUUUUUUAGUUUUAUUUUUGUUUAACAACGCUUUAUUUCUUUUUCUCCUUAAUUUGCUGUUAUCAAAAUGAAGACAAAACAAGGCGGUACGUGUACGAAGAAAAACGAGUGUAAUAUCUGUAAAAAAGUGAUUAUCGGUAGUUCAUACAAGUUCAAGUCACAUUUGUAUCAGCACAGUGCCGUAAAAUCUCGAUUCCAGUGCUCAUAUUGCUCAAAAGAGUAUUAUAGGCGGGAUGUAUAUGAAAAACACAUUGCCGUGCAUACUGGUGCCAGAAAAGUUCACAUCUGCGAUUACUGCGAUCGCGGAUUCGUCGACAAACGAAACUUGAUCAGUCAUUUGAAGAUCCACGAUGAUUUCUUUGCUCAACCUCCCGUUCAGUACAAAUGUAUGGCUUGCGGCAUCAUUUAUUGUGAAGAAAGACUGCUCAAAUAUCACAUAAGGAAGCAUCACUUCAACUUAAAAGAAAAAGAGACGACUCAUGUGAAAAAACGAAAAAAUGAAACAUGGGUCGAAAGAGUUAUGGAGUCGGAAAUAUGUGUUGAAAUGACCAAGAUUAACGACAGCGUUAUUAACAUAAAGAAGAGUCCGAAAGUCAGCAAAGAGUUUGCUAACAUGGAGAAUCUGGAAAAAUCGAAGUUUGACGAAUAUAUCUCUUCUGUAUUUGCAAUGAAAGACAGGUCUCAAUAUUCCAGAGCUAUUUGUGACUAUUGCGGUAAAGAGAUGUUGAAGAAGAGUCUGCAGUCACAUAUAAGGGAACGGCAUUUGAAACUAAAGAGGUUUAAGUGUGAAGAUUGUAAUGCCAGCUUCAGCCGUCAUUAUCAGUUAGUUAAUCACAUCUGCGGUAAGGUUCGGACAAGGAAUCGCAAGUAACAGACAAAAGGGAAAAUAAUGCAUGUUGUUGCAAAUUGAAAGCUGACUCAAUUUUAAUGUUAAAGAGAUUAUUUUUGUACACUUCAGUGAUGAUAUUGUAUGACAUAAUUAUGUAUGUAUGAUGGUAAAAUUUCAUACAUUAAAGAUGGGAACAAUAUUAGUAUGUUAUUACAUUAAGCUCAGCCUAACAGUGAUAUACAAAUAUUUGUGAAAUUUCCGUCAAAUGAUAUGUUUAUUGCUUGUUAGUCCUUUGUUCAGGCAAUCAUACUCAUGAUCAGUACAUUACCACAUAAAAAGUAAGAUAUAUUAAACAAAAAAUAAUAUUAACCUCUAAAAUAUUUGCACUCAGAAGUGAAAUUUACCGAUUGAAUAUAAAAAUGAGCAAAAAACACCAUUGUCUUGGUUUCUGGACCUGAAAUAAUCAAAUGUACUGUUUUUUUUUUCUAUUUGCUUGCUUGAAUAAAAGUCCAACAACUAACAUAACUUGUAACAGAUGAUAAACAAUUUUAUUUGUUAUUGAGACACUUUUUAAAGUUGUGGUAAUAAUGGACCAGCAAUAAACUAGGCCUAAUAUAUUAACAUCCAAAAUUAAAAACUAUUGUUAAGUAAAUUUUUAUAUUUUGACUGAUAGUGAAAAAGCACAAUAAAUGUCUUCCAGUUUGUUUAAAUUAUAACUUCUAGCAUAAAAUCAUCCUAUAUACAUACAUCCCACUGUUGGGCACAGGUGUCUUUCCAUAUUAUUAUAUGAAUGGAAUAAGCAUUGAUCACCAUGCUAGCUCACUGUGUGUUGACAAAUUUAGAUUCCAAUGUUUGAAUCUAGGUUAUUAGGUACUUCUUGCAUGUAUUAAGUUUAAAGUUCAAUUGUACUAAAAAGCUUAAUGCUAGAAUGAUGCUUAGCUGAGUGACCAUUUAAAAUGUCCAUUUGACUAAAAAUGACAUAGCAUGACAGUUGAGGGUGACAUUUUGAUUGAUAAAGUGUCAAUUUAUGUUAAUAGCAAUUUUGCUUUCCUAAAUUUGACUUGAUCCCAGUAAUAACUAUUUAGGUAGAUAAUUUGUCGUUUUGAAUGUGAUUUCAAUAUUAUUUUGAAUGAUGUUGAGAUUUUUUUGGGGUAUAUGUACUAGUGAUAAUGUUUUAAAACCCCUGCAGACCUCCAGCCUGUCUCUUAAUCGGGAUGACAACCAGUCUUCUUAUCGUAUGGUUGAUGCACAACCUCAUGUAACCCAGAGUAAACACCGCCUGUAGGCCUCUGACAUGGCGUCACGCAUUGAUUUCAAUACAGCAUCGCAUUUAAUACCUAUUCGGUAUCAGCCGAUGUAUAAUUUUGAUGGUCUUGAAAUUGAACUUCCUAAUUAGGCUGAUAAGGAUGAUGACUAGGGGUUAAAAUUAAAAGUCGCGUUUGUUGUUAUAGAGGCAGCAAAAAUACAUCAACUAUUAAAAUUCCACUGUUUAGCUGUCAAGGUUCAUGAGAUACAGUUUGACGGGCGGAUGGAUAGCGGAGCCCCACUAAUAGGGUUCCGUGAAUACCCUAGGUGCGGUACCCUAAAAAAGUGUGUGCUUAGUAUGCAGUGGUUCAAUGAAUUAAUUAAAAUAAGAAACAUUACAAUAUUUAAAUAUGAAAGACUGAUGAUAAUAUUUGUCUUCUAUUACUUUAAGGAUAAGUUUUAAGAAUUGAAAAUUCGUUUGUUACACACAUGUUCACACUCAUUAUUGACAUAUUCAUUUU